This is a messenger RNA of Acaulospora morrowiae, 242 nucleotides long. Lineage: Eukaryota; Fungi; Glomeromycota; Glomeromycetes; Diversisporales; Acaulosporaceae. The record is from the annotation of a GenBank genome assembly.
AUGGAUAAUCACACUGUUCCUACGAACUCCAUGCAAGCUACUCCUUCGCAAGAUGAAGUUUCCGAAAGACAGCAGCACACUCCUCAAAGAUUACAUCCAGCGGUAAAUAAUUCUCAUCAUUUCCGCCAAUCAAAUCCAGGUCUAUUUGAUUUUGUUCAAGGCAACGCGUUUCCUCUGUACACAGUGCAAAAAUUAAAUCCCACAAAAGAAUUUGUAGAUAUGUUAAUUGAUGGCGAUGGAGG